AGUUCCUUCUUCCGAAGCGUUGCUUUUGUAGCAGAAGAACUCAAGUGUGUAAGACACAAACCAGACUAAACCAGAAGAGAUAGAGAGAUCUCUUCCCUCAAUUCUCAAUCUCCUCUCUUAUCCUCGUCUCUUUGAUUACAACUGUUGGAGAAUCCGGCAGCCAUAACAAAAUGGCUUCGCUUGUGUAUUCUCCAUUCACUCUAUCCACUUCUAAAGCAGAGCAUCUCUCUUCGCUCUCCAACAGUACCAAACAUUCUUUCCUCCGCAAGAAAAACAGAUCAACCAAACCAGCCAAGUCCUUCUUCAAGGUGAAAUCCGCGGUUUCUGGAAACGGCCUCUUCACACAGACGAACCAAGAGGUCCGCCGUAUUGUUCCGAUCAAGAGAGACAACGUUCCUACGGUGAAAAUCGUCUACGUAGUCCUCGAGGCUCAGUACCAGUCAUCUCUCACUGAGGCAGUCCAAACCCUCAACAAGACUUCGAGAUUCGCAUCCUACGAAGUCGUUGGGUACUUGGUUGAGGAGCUUCGAGACAAGAACACUUACAACAGCUUCUGCGAAGAUCUUAAAGACGCCAACAUCUUCAUCGGUUCUCUGAUCUUCGUCGAGGAAUUGGCGCUUAAGGUUAAAGAUGCUGUCGAGAAGGAGAGAGACAGGAUGGACGCAGUUCUUGUCUUCCCUUCCAUGCCUGAGGUAAUGAGACUGAACAAACUCGGAUCUUUCAGUAUGUCUCAAUUAGGUCAGUCAAAGUCUCCCUUUUUCCAACUCUUCAAGAGAAAGAAACAAGGCUCUGCUGGUUUUGCCGAUAGUAUGUUGAAGCUUGUUAGGACAUUGCCUAAGGUUUUGAAGUACUUGCCUAGUGACAAGGCUCAAGAUGCUCGUCUCUACAUCUUGAGUUUACAGUUCUGGCUUGGAGGGUCUCCUGAUAAUCUUCAGAAUUUUGUUAAGAUGAUUUCUGGAUCUUAUGUCCCGGCUUUGAAAGGUGUCAAGAUCGAGUAUUCUGAUCCAGUUUUGUUCUUGGGCACUGGAAUCUGGCAUCCUCUUGCACCAACCAUGUACGACGAUGUGAAGGAAUACUGGAACUGGUAUGACACUCGAAGGGACACCAACGACUCACUCAAGAAGAAAGAUGCAACAGUUGUGGGUUUGGUCUUGCAGAGAAGUCACAUUGUGACCGGUGAUGAUAGUCACUAUGUGGCUGUUAUCAUGGAGCUUGAGGCCAGAGGUGCUAAGGUUGUUCCUAUUUUCGCAGGAGGGUUGGAUUUCUCUGGCCCCGUUGAGAAAUAUUUCGUAGAUCCGGUGACAAAACUGCCCAUUAUAAACUCUGCUGUCUCGUUGACCGGCUUUGCUCUAGUUGGUGGACCUGCAAGGCAGGAUCAUCCCAGGGCUAUCGAAGCCCUAAAGAAGCUUGAUGUUCCUUACCUUGUGGCAGUACCACUGGUGUUUCAGACAACUGAGGAAUGGCUAAACAGCACACUUGGUCUGCAUCCUAUCCAGGUGGCACUGCAGGUUGCCCUCCCUGAGCUUGAUGGAGCCAUGGAGCCAAUCGUUUUCGCUGGUCGUGACCCUAGAACAGGGAAAUCACAUGCUCUCCACAAAAGAGUGGAGCAGCUCUGCAUCAGGGCGAUUCGAUGGGGUGAGCUCAAAAGAAAAACUAAGACUGAGAAGAAGCUGGCGAUCACUGUUUUCAGUUUCCCACCUGAUAAAGGAAAUGUAGGGACUGCAGCUUACCUCAACGUCUUUGCUUCCAUCUACUCAGUCUUGAAAGACCUCAAGAGAGAUGGCUACAAUGUUGAGGGACUUCCUGAGAAUGCAGAAACCCUUAUCGAAGACAUCAUUCAUGACAAGGAGGCUCAAUUUAGCAGUCCUAAUCUGAAUGUAGCUUACAAAAUGGGAGUCCGCGAGUACCAAGAGCUCACUCCUUAUGCCAAUGCCUUGGAAGAAAACUGGGGGAAACCUCCAGGGAACCUGAACUCAGACGGAGAGAAUCUUCUGGUGUUUGGCAAAGAGUACGGUAACGUUUUCAUUGGCGUCCAACCGACGUUUGGAUAUGAAGGUGAUCCCAUGAGGCUGCUUUUCUCCAAAUCAGCCAGUCCUCAUCAUGGUUUUGCUGCUUACUACUCUUAUGUAGAGAAGAUCUUCAAAGCUGAUGCAGUACUUCAUUUUGGAACACAUGGAUCACUUGAGUUUAUGCCCGGGAAGCAAGUGGGAAUGAGCGAUGCUUGUUUUCCAGACAGUCUUAUCGGUAACAUUNCGGAAGAUGAUAUUUCAUCUCUUCCUUCUAUAUUAGCUGAGUGUGUUGGAAGGGAAAUAGAGGAUGUUUACAGAGGAAGUGACAAGGGUAUCUUGAGCGAUGUAGAGCUUCUCAAGCAGAUCACUGAUGCCUCGCGUGGUGCAGUUUCAGCCUUUGUGGAAAAAACGACAAACAGCAAAGGACAGGUGGUGGAUGUGUCUGACAAGCUAACCUCUAUUCUUGGGUUUGGAAUCAAUGAACCAUGGGUUGAGUAUUUGUCCAACACAAAGUUUUACCGGGCGAAUAGAGACAAGCUCAGAGGAGUGUUUGCUUUCCUUGGAGAGUGCCUGAAGUUGGUGGUCAUGGACAACGAACUCGGGAGUUUAAUGCAAGCUUUGGAAGGGAAGUACGUCGAGCCAGGCCCUGGAGGUGAUCCUAUUAGAAACCCCAAGGUCUUACCAACCGGUAAAAACAUCCAUGCCUUAGAUCCUCAGGCUAUUCCUACAACUGCAGCAAUGGCAAGUGCCAAGAUUGUGGUAGACAGGUUGGUAGAGAGACAGAAGCUCGAAAACGACGGGAAGUAUCCCGAGACAAUCGCGCUUGUUCUCUGGGGAACUGACAACAUCAAGACAUAUGGGGAGUCUCUCGGGCAGGUUCUCUGGAUGGUUGGUGUGAGACCAAUUGCUGAUACCUUCGGCAGGGUCAACCGUGUCGAGCCUGUGAGCUUAGAAGAGCUAGGAAGGCCUAGGAUCGAUGUUGUUGUUAACUGCUCUGAUCGCCCGGAAGAUGACAUUUCAUCUCUUCCUUCUAUAUUAGCUGAGUGUGUUGGAAGGGAGAUAGAGGAUGUUUACAGAGGAAGUGACAAGGGUAUCUUGAGUGAUGUAGAGCUUCUCAAGCAGAUCACUGAUGCCUCGCGUGGUGCAGUUUCCGCCUUUGUGGAAAAAACGACAAACAGCAAAGGACAGGUGGUGGAUGUGUCUGACAAGCUAACCUCUCUUCUUGGGUUUGGAAUCAAUGAGCCAUGGGUUGAGUAUUUGUCCAACACAAAGUUUUACCGGGCGAAUAGAGACAAGCUCAGAGGAGUGUUUGCUUUUCUUGGAGAGUGCUUGAAGUUGGUGGUCAUGGACAACGAACUCGGGAGUUUAAUGCAAGCUUUGGAAGGGAAGUACGUCGAGCCAGGCCCUGGAGGUGAUCCUAUUAGAAACCCCAAGGUCUUACCAACCGGUAAAAACAUCCAUGCCUUAGAUCCUCAGGCUAUUCCUACAACUGCAGCAAUGGCAAGUGCCAAGAUUGUGGUAGACAGGUUGGUAGAGAGACAGAAGCUCGAAAACGACGGGAAAUAUCCCGAGACAAUCGCGCUUGUUCUCUGGGGAACUGACAACAUUAAGACAUAUGGGGAGUCUCUCGGGCAGGUUCUCUGGAUGGUUGGUGUGAGACCAAUUGCUGAUACCUUCGGCAGGGUCAACCGUGUCGAGCCUGUGAGCUUAGAAGAGCUAGGAAGGCCUAGGAUCGAUGUUGUUGUUAACUGCUCUGGUGUCUUCCGCGAUCUCUUUAUCAACCAGAUGAACCUUCUUGACCGUGCUAUCAAGAUGGUGGCUGAGCUAGAUGAGCCAGUAGAACAAAACUUUGUGAGGAAGCACGCGUUGGAACAAGCAGAGACCCUUGGCAUUGAUAUUAGAGAGGCAGCUACACGAGUUUUCUCAAACGCUUCAGGGUCUUACUCAUCCAACAUCAAUCUUGCUGUUGAGAACUCUUCAUGGAACGAUGAGAAACAGCUUCAGGACAUGUAUCUGAGCCGUAAAUCGUUUGCGUUUGAUAGUGAUGCUCCUGGAGCAGGAAUGGCUGAGAAGAAACAGGUCUUUGAGAUGGCUCUUAGUACCGCAGAAGUCACGUUCCAGAACCUGGAUUCUUCCGAGAUUUCCUUGACUGAUGUGAGCCACUACUUCGACUCUGACCCAACAAACCUGGUUCAGAGUUUGAGGAAGGAUAAGAAGAAACCAAGCGCCUACAUUGCUGACACUACAACUGCAAACGCACAGGUGAGGACACUGUCUGAGACAGUGAGGCUGGACGCAAGAACAAAGCUGCUGAAUCCAAAGUGGUACGAAGGAAUGAUGUCAAGUGGAUACGAAGGAGUUCGGGAGAUAGAG
This is a messenger RNA of Camelina sativa (false flax), 4382 nucleotides long. The record is from RefSeq and is a predicted model, not a curated record. Lineage: Eukaryota; Viridiplantae; Streptophyta; Magnoliopsida; Brassicales; Brassicaceae.